This is a messenger RNA of Notodromas monacha, 1044 nucleotides long. The record is from the annotation of a GenBank genome assembly. NCBI's taxonomy places the organism in Eukaryota, Metazoa, Arthropoda, Ostracoda, Podocopida, Cyprididae.
AUGGGACAGGCGGAAAAUGGGGACCUGAUUGAUUCUGCUGAUCUCCGGGCCGGCUGGCGACCACGGAACCCGCCGAUCCGGGGCCCGGGGGGGCUCCCUUUUGCCAUCGUCGUCGUCGUCGUUAUGCUGCCAAAUGGGGAAUUCCCCGUGGAUGAUCGAGAUAAAAUCAUCAUGAACCUUCCGGGCAUUUCUGGGAUCGCAUUCCGAUUUACGCCGUCUUGGUAUUCCUAUACUCGAGUAUUUACUGCCGAUUCCGACGACGCAUUCCCGCGCCAGCAGCGGAAUUUUCUUGGCAUGACGCGCGAAUGCCAUUCUGGGUUAGCGAAAGCAGGGCAUUCACCAGAAAAGCAACAGGAAGGAGGUACACAACUGAAGCUGAUCAUUGAUUUCGCCAGUGGAGGACAAGCACUCUUCAAGCCUAUGCGGUUCUCCAGAGAGCAAGAAACGUUGCCGAAUCACUUCUACUUCACGGACUUCGAAAGACACAAUGCUGAGAUUGCUGCGUUCCAUCUGGACAGCUGCGGCUAUUCAGGACAUUUGAAGGCGAUGUCGGGUUGCUCUUCUUGUCGACACCCACUUUUUAGCGGAGUAAAGCUCAAUGAAAACGGGUCUCUUUUGUCCCACUUCUGGGGUUCGGGUGGAUUUUGCACCGGGUUACGGUUGGAUGAGCAGGGAUUUGAGCAAGAAAUAGUCUUGGGAUUUCGACGAUCACCUCCGGUCGUCGGCCGAAUGUUGAACAUGACGACGGAAUUGUACGCGUUGGCGAAGGGAGAGCUUUUGAAGACGUUUUUCAUUUCGCCAGCCAACAAUUUGUGCUUCCAUGGAAGGUGUUCUUACUACUGUGACACCUCGCAUGCGAUUUGCGGAAGUCCGGAUACGCUUGAGGGAUCUUUUGCUGUCUUCCUGCCGCCGAAAUCCGUGGCGCCGAGGCGCUCUUGGCGCCAUCCGUGGCGUCGAAGCUACCACAAACGCAAGAAGGCCAGCUGGGAAUGGGACAACGUUCGAGGGUUGUCCCAGUUCCGCGAGGCAUCGAGACGUUUUUGA